UAUAAAAAGUCUUUCGAGAGUCAAUCUAGGAAACGGUAAGAAACGUGUUAGUGUUUUUAGUUAAAAUCAAGACACGAUCCAACGAGGUUUGUAAAGGAAAAUUGUGACUUAUCAUCAUAUCUAAUUAUGAAGCUCCAUUACAUAUUGGCAUUAAUUACACUUCUGACAGUGGCUUAUGCAGCCGACGUCACUCAAGAUUUAUUGAAUUCAUCAUUGAAUUCCCACGAUGAAAGUACGAGUCAAGUAAGAGAGAAGAGAACUAUACUUUUAGGAAAAACUGCACUAAUUGGAGGUGGUGGUGCUCUUCUUGCUAAAAAAGCCCUUCUUGUUGGAGGUGCUGCCCUUGGAGCAAAAGCAUUGAUUGGUGCUGGCUUGUACAAAGCUAAAUAUUUGGGAAAUGGUUACGGAGGUGGCUAUGGUUUUGGAGGCGGAUAUGGUUACGGAGGCGGAUAUGGUUAUGGAGGCGGAUAUGGUUAUGGAGGCGGAUAUGGUCACGGAGGUGGAUAUGGUUAUGGAGGUGGCUACGGUUAUGGAGGUGGAUAUGGACAUGGACAUUCAACUUAUCACGGCUCUUAUUGGCGAUAAUUUUAUAUACUGUAAUACAGAAUGAAAGUACUCUUGAGAGAUCUGUCUGGGAACAUGUCUGAACUCCAUAUUUUUGAGAAAAAUAAUUCUUUUGUCUAAUUUAAAAGUUUAAAAAAUAGUGUAUGAUAACAAAUAUGUGCGUAUGUAAUUGUACACUUAUAAUUAGACAAUUGUUAUAAUCAUCGGUUCAUUUAUUAUUGGAAAUAUUUUAUACAAAAAAAACGAAAAUAAAUAAAUAAAUAUAUAUUUAUAAACGAAA
Molecule: messenger RNA, 844 nt
Organism: Vespa crabro (European hornet)
Lineage: Eukaryota; Metazoa; Arthropoda; Insecta; Hymenoptera; Vespidae
Product: glycine-rich cell wall structural protein 1.0-like
Exons: 4
Coding region: 127-585 (152 amino acids)
Source: RefSeq, a predicted model, not a curated record